AUGACCAAGUAUAACUAUAAAAUAAGCGAGUCUUCUAAAGGUUUGGAUGUUCUUUAUUUACUGGAUUUUGUAGUUUGUAAAUCUUCUGGAAAUUACCUCCGAACACACUUUAAGAAUACUCAUGAAACUGCGAUGGCUGUGAAGGGAAUGCGCCUGACCAAAGCGCUUGCUUAUCUUGCAGACGUUACCGAUAAAAAGCAGUGUAUUCCAUUCCGCCGCUUCAAUGGAGGUGUUGGACGUUGUGCUCAAGCCAAGCAACAUGGAACCACCCAAGGACGCUGGCCAGUCAAGUCUGUUGACUUUAUCCGCACCUUACUUUUGAAUGCCAAGGCUAACGGCGAGGGACUCAAUACCGAUGCGCUUGUCAUCAAGCACAUUCAGGUAAACCAGGCCCCAAAACACCGCCGAAGAACCUACCGUGCCCAUGGACGCAUCAAUCCUUAUAUGAGCACACCAUGCCAUAUUGAAAUUGUCUGCGAAGAGCCAUCAAUGCCGGUACCAAAGGCCUCAUCAUCUAAUGCUAUGUCCGUCGUUGCUUAG
This is a messenger RNA of Mitosporidium daphniae, 540 nucleotides long. RefSeq names its product 50S ribosomal protein L22. Gene Ontology annotation, biological process: cytoplasmic translation. Bases 1 to 540 code for a protein of 179 amino acids. Gene Ontology annotation, cellular component: ribosome; cytosolic large ribosomal subunit. NCBI's taxonomy places the organism in Eukaryota, Fungi, Microsporidia. The record is from RefSeq and is a predicted model, not a curated record. The transcript is spliced from 2 exons. Gene Ontology annotation, molecular function: structural constituent of ribosome.